Messenger RNA from Eruca vesicaria subsp. sativa (arugula), 1184 nucleotides. The record is from the annotation of a GenBank genome assembly. Lineage: Eukaryota; Viridiplantae; Streptophyta; Magnoliopsida; Brassicales; Brassicaceae.
GGGCAAAGGAGACUGAAGAGGCUUAAAAUAAUCACACCAUUGUAUAAAAGAGAGGAACGUUUCCUCUGUUUUUAACAAACCUCUUCAAUACUCUUUUUUUCUAUUUCAAUUUUUUUUUUUGUAUUUGUGUGAUUAUAAUCGUUUAAAAGAUGCAAGUCGUUCCUCCUUCAUCUCCGGCGACGAGUUUCGUCGAGCUUUACGAUGACUUCAGCUCGAAACUGAAGGUCGGUUUUACAAAGGAGGAAGAAGAUGAAAAUAACAGAGAUGAUAAUAAUCUUGACAAGUCUUGGUGGAAGAAUCAAGAAGAUGAUGAAGAAGAAGGAGAAGGAGGUGAAGAGUUCUCGUUCACGAGUGUAGACGCAAUUAACUCACCGAUAACCGCAGAUGAAGCUUUCGAAGACGGUCAAAUCCGACCGGUUUACCCUUUUUUAAACCAAAAUCUCCUCUUCGAACCGGAUGAGAGAUCUUUCAAGAAGCUAUUCGUGGAAAGCGAGGAAUCCACCACCGAAAGGGAGGAGGAUGAAUCUGAGCCGAUAGGACCGUACUGCUCGUGGUCGGGUAAAACGGUGGUGGAGAAAGCUUCGCGGGAGACUUGUCGGAAAAGCAAUUCGACGGGGUUCUCGAAGCUGUGGAGAUUUAGAGAUCUUGUUUUGAGAAGUAACAGCGACGGAAAAGACGCGUUUGUGUUCUUGAAGAAUCAGUCUUCUUCUUCUUCUUCUACGUCGGCGGCUAAAAUGAGCGGUGGCGUGAAGAGAGCGGAGAAAGGGAAGGAGAAGAUGAUGAAAACGAGAUCGGCACACGAGAGGCUGUACAUGAGGAACAGAGCGGUAAGGGAGGGAGAGAGAAGGAGAUCGUAUCUUACUUACUACAAACAUGUCGGAUUCUUCACCAAUGUCAAUGGUCUUACCAGAAAUGUUCAUCCUUUCUGAUUCCGACAUCUUGUUUUUUUAGUUUACAAAAAAAAGAAAAAAAAAUCUUGUUUUGUUUUGAAAAUUAAAAAAAAAAAGUUUUUUGUUUUGUCAACAAAAAGGUUAUUUCUUCCGACAAAACUUUACCUUUGUAUAUACCUUUUGUCUUAACUUUGCCUGUAUUAUAUAACCUUCUUUUGUAAGUAAAAGUAAAACAUGUUUAUUAGCUUAACAGUUCACUUGUAGCGUUUGAUUAUCUGGUUUUGGAUCUAAAGU